AUGAAAGCUUCUGCUGGUGGUGAGGAGGCCCCAGGCGCUGCUGCUGCCUCUGGCGACGGCAUCAGCUGUCUGUACACCGCAGAGCCUGAACAGAACAAGCCAGAAGAUACGGCUCCUCCUCCUGAGGACUCUGCUGCUGCUGCUGCAGCACCAGCAGCAGCAGCAGCAGCAGCAGAAGGACAUCGAAGCCCCCCUUCACUGCAGGAAGAAAGGGAGAGGGUAACCCACGCAGACACCCACGCGGCUGAGCUCAGCGUUGCUGCUGCUGCCGCUGCGGCUGCUGCUGCCUCCUCUCAGCAGCGGCAGCAGCAGCAGGAGCAGCAGCAGCAGAGAGAAUGGGAGAGAGAGAAGGAAGCACACGAGACACAGGAGGGCGAGAGCCCCGAAACAAGACAGCAGGGCAUGCAGGCCUCCCAACCUGCUGCAGCAACAGCAGCAGCAGCAGCAGCAGCAGCACCUGCUGCUGCUGCUGCUGCGAUCCGUAGCGAAGAAAGCAGAGAGAUAAGCCCUUCAUCUGUGGUUGAGGGGGGGGAGGAGCAGCAGCAAAGAGAGAAGGAAAAGGAGACAGUGCAGGAGACAGAAGGAGACAGAGCAACGGAGACAGCUGGAGACAGUGAAGAGACAAAAACAAAAGAAAGAGAAAGAAGAGGAGACAGACAAACAGAGAGAAAAGAAGAAAUCAUAGAUGCCGCAGCAACACAGGCCCCAAAAGAAAAAGAAAAAGAAAAAGAAAGAAACGAAAAAGAAAAAGAAAAAGAAGGAGACAGAGAAGAGCAGACAAGCGGAGAGGCAAGCGAGCCACGACCAGAACAACAACAACAACAACAGCAGCAGCAGCAGCAGCAGGAGCAGCAGCAGCAGCAGCAGCAGCAGCAAGAAGAAGAAAAAGGAGAGAGGAGACAGCAGCUGAGCGGGGACCUGGGUCUGUCUCCGCCGCUUGGAGACAGAGGAAGCCUCUGCUGGUCGCAGAGCCAGCAGCAGCAAGAAAAGGACGAAGAACAACCCUGGCUUGAACCCUAUGAAGCCUUCGUUCGGUCAGAAUGA
Molecule: messenger RNA, 1044 nt
Organism: Eimeria mitis
Lineage: Eukaryota; Apicomplexa; Conoidasida; Eucoccidiorida; Eimeriidae
Exons: 1
Coding region: 1-1044 (347 amino acids)
Source: RefSeq, a predicted model, not a curated record